AUAUUCUUUCCUUAGCUUACAAAAAACCAACUCCUCAAUCCAUCCUUUAAUUUUGAUUCUUUCUUAACAUAAUCCCUUCCACUUACUUUGCAUAUAAAAACCCAAACCCAAACCUCUAUUUUCCUCACCAAUCUCCUUUUAGCUUGCCAAACAUCUUCUUCUUCUGAGAUAUAUAUAUAUAUAUAUAUAAGCUUUGCUACAAUGGCUGCCCCAGUAAUGGACCCACAAUACUUGAAAGAGAUCGAAAAGGCUCGUCGAGACCUUCGUGCUCUUAUCUCUAGCAACCAAUGCGCCCCCAUUAUGCUUCGCUUGGCGUGGCACGAUGCUGGAACUUACGAUGCUAAAACCAAGACAGGGGGACCUAAUGGUUCUAUCAGACAUGGUGAUGAGUUACAACAUGCUGCAAACAGUGGUCUCAAAAAAGCUGUUGAUCUUUGUGAACAAGUAAAGGAAAGGCAUCCUCAAAUUACAUACGCAGACCUUUACCAGCUUGCUGGAGUGGUUGCUGUUGAGGUCACCGGAGGUCCUACUAUUGACUUUGUUCCAGGCAGGAAGGAUUCAAUGGCAUCUCCUGAAGAAGGGCGCCUGCCUGAUGCCAAUCAAGGUGCAAAACAUCUAAGGGACAUCUUCUAUAGGAUGGGCCUGUCUGACAAGGACAUUGUGGCACUUUCUGGGGGACAUACAUUGGGAAGAGCACAUCCUGAAAGAUCAGGUUUUAAGGGUGCUUGGACAAAGGAACCUUUGAAGUUUGACAAUUCAUACUACAAGGAACUACUGAACAACGAGUCGGAUCCCGAAUUGUUAAAACUUCGAACAGACAAGGCUCUUGUGGAAGAUCCCAAGUUCAAGCGCUACGUGGAGCUCUACGCGAAGGAUGAGGAUGCUUUUUUUAGAGAUUAUGCAGCCUCGCAUAAGAAAUUAUCUGAAUUAGGGUUCAUUUCACCACCAUCAAAGCUAUCUUUGAAGGUAGCUUUGGUAUUUGUUAUUGCAAUUGUGGCAAUUCUCAGUCACUACGAAGGUCACUUCUCAUGGAAUGAAUUGAGUUCACAGUUCCAAAAGAGGUUCAAUUUGACUGAUUUGGCCUCAAAAUUUCAAAAGAGAAUGUAGAUAAAAUAUCCUUCAAUUAGAUGGAAUAAAAGCACAAAUUUGUUGUGCCUAAAAGAAACAAUUGGUUUUUUCAAUUGUGGAAGAUGCAUAAGAAAUAAAUAAAAUGGGAAUAAAUAUUAUAAUUUGAGUUCAUUUUUAUUUUUAUUUAAGUUAUUCUUCUGUUUUUAUGUUAUUUUUAUUUUAUUCAAUGAUGAUAUAUCAUAUUAUUAUUCAUCAAUGAUGAUGCAUGAAACUUAAAUCAUAAUAAAAGAGGCCAAAUUCCUCUUUUUAACCUUAAAACCUUUUUGCAAGAUUCAUAUUUGCAUAUUAUCUGAAUGUGAUUGAUACCUGCUUAAACUGAAACAACUAAAAAGCAAAUAAAAUGCCAACAAUGGCAAAUGAAACUUCAAUUUCAGAAAUUAAGCAGUCAGACCAGAAAAGAAAAAAGAAAGAAACAAAUGAUAGCUUAAACAGUUGAUGCUUCAUCAUUUUUCCUUUGGAGGGGCCUUCUUUGCAGCCUCAGCUGCUUCCUUCUCUGCCUCGAUCUCGGCUGCAAUGGCAUCGAUUUCAGCUUCUUCAAGCUGCCGAAGACCAUGUUCCUUCGUCAUCACA
Molecule: messenger RNA, 1698 nt
Organism: Gossypium arboreum
Lineage: Eukaryota; Viridiplantae; Streptophyta; Magnoliopsida; Malvales; Malvaceae
Product: probable L-ascorbate peroxidase 3
Exons: 9
Coding region: 202-1107 (301 amino acids)
Biological process (GO): cellular response to oxidative stress; hydrogen peroxide catabolic process; response to reactive oxygen species
Molecular function (GO): heme binding; peroxidase activity
Source: RefSeq, a predicted model, not a curated record